CCCAUCAGUGUCCCCACUACCUGCAGGGUUCUCAGGGGCAAAGACCUUUAGCAUUUGUUUUAAUCUACCCACAGGAUAGUGCAUAGUCUAGACCUGGAACAUAAGAUAUACUUAAAUAUUUAAUAAGAAGUCUGAGUAACUAAUCUCCCCAGGAACAUACUUAUUCCACUUACUAGGGUGUGCCUGUAAAAUCAGCGCUUUAUGAAUUGUGGUCUGGAGACCUCUAGUGGUGGUCUGCUACUCACCAGAAGUCAAAAUCCAGAAGGAUGGACUGGAAAGGGCCAAACACCAGGACACAGGUAAGGCCUGGGAUGGGGGAAACAUGGAGUGCCGUGGCAGAGUAAGGAGCUAGAGAACUUUAAAAUGAAACAUUCUUAAAAGACCAAAAAAAAGAUAAAACUGCAAUCAGUUUAUUUGAAGGCAAUACAUAUGGAGAAAGCAAUUGUUUCCUAAUAAUUUUAUUGUAAAGUACAACAUAUCUAGUUCACAUUCCUUAGUAGCAUCCCACUUAGGUUUAAGUUUUUUCCAUUAAACAUAAGUGACUAGUUUUCUAAAACAUACUGCCAUUUCAGAGACUAUUAAAAAAUAGCACAAACAAUUUUAGAAAGAAACAAUCAUCCCUUUAUAUAUUCUAAGCAUCGAAGAUAAGAAGGUAAGUUCCUUCUACAUCAAAUUCACCAUCUUUUUCUCAAACAUAGUCAACUGUUAGGCUCAUCUGUCAAUCAUCAGGAAUCUCAGAAACUGCAGAUCCCAUUCUGGUAGAAAAUAAGUUAUGCUGGAGAGGCACCACUCUUUCAAAAUUAUACUGGGAGUCUCACACUUACAGGAAAAGUCUCCAUGAUCUUUGUUCUCUGUUGGGAAUCUUACUGGAUCCUGGACUCUGGAACCACCUUGACUGGAUUCAUAUCAUAGUUCAACGUUCUACUAGCUGGGUCAACUUAACUAAGUUACUUAACUUCUUGAUAUCUUUUCCUCCUUCAUGAAAUAAAAAUGAUAACAGUCUGAGUCAAAGCUGUAAAAGUAGACUCAUUAUACAUUUCAAGAAUCUAGAGAAUUUCAUGUACCUAGUAGGAAAUCAAGCAAUAUUUGCUAGUUAUUACAACUAAUGGUCUAAAAUUAUCCAGAAUGACCCAAGUAAGCCAAGAUUUGAUGUCUCUAAAAAGAACAAAAAAGCAUACAUACUUAAGAUAGAGCUUAUUGAUUCUUAAAUACGCUCUUAAAAGGCAUCUUUUUUCCUUGGUUUAUUAACUGAAAAAUAAUCACAAUCAAAAUUAUGAAUAUUUAAACUGCCCUAAAAAUAGGUAGGUGCCACAGAAGAAAUCCUUAACACAAAUCCUACUCAUCUAAGAACUGGAGAACAUUAAGGGAGAACUAUUAUUUUAUUUUUUCUUCAUAAUUUUGCAAAGACUCAAAAACAGCUGUGAGUAUACUUUGGGUUUGGACCAAAUGUUCUUGCAAGAAAGAACUUUGUGGGGGAAAAAAUCAUUUAUUUUAUUAUACAUAAAGCUCUUUAAAAAUCUAUUAAGCCUAUGAAACUUGAGGUUCUUUUGGUCAAUUUUAUAGUAAAAUGGGAGUUUAAAUUAAAUAUGGAAAUAAAGGGAGCUGCAAAGUGAGAGAUAGGAGCUGAGACACCUGAACAAGAUAAAAUUGUGCAUUUUUAUACACAAAGAGAACAAAAUCCAUUUCCCUGAGGCUUUCCCUCCUUUUCCACAUAUGGGAGUUAGGGGUGAGCAGAACAAGCCAUCCACCAAACUAGUUUCUCAACCAGUUAGAUCUCUGAACAAUAUUAACUACAGAGACAAUCCCUUGCUUUAAAGCAAAAAGUCUAUACUAUGGAAAGUAAAAAUAAAUGCAGCUUUCUGAAAACAGGAUGAACAUCAGCGAUACCAGGAACAAAAUCUUGGAGAAUAGUGAUUCCCACAGCAGCUGAGAUGCACCUAUUUUUGGUUUGAAACUCUACGGGCCCCUGCUUGAGUAAAUAUUUUCCAGUUAAUUCACUGUAUAGCUAGUACACUAUACACUGUAUUGGGGAGAUAAUGAUUUUAAAUAGAGUGAGGACUUACACCCAAAAUACACUCAUAAUCUACUAUUCUAGUUCCCUCUAUAACCACUCUGUCACCCACAAUCCAGUGUCCUCUAAUAGGACCCACACAUUUGCAAAGUGCCCACCUAAACUGACACUGCAUUAUAAAUGAUUGAGGAGAACAAUUACAGAGACAGCUUAGAAAGGAAACAAGACUUUUUCCAUUCAGUUUAUCUGUCUAUAAUGGUCAUAGUCUGUAACUAUUUACCAAGCUUUCAAUAAAGCACAUAGGUGGGCAAUUAAACAAUUACACACCUUGCUCAGCAAGGUUUGAGUGACAAGACAUUGUUUGAGGACACAAAAAAUGGCUACACAAAGCCACCAAACAAUCAUGCCAUAGCAUGACCUAGGGCGGGAGACAGAGCGGGCUGCACGGUCUGUCUGUGAACACCUGGAAGAGCAGUACUCUCUACCUCCACAGAAGUGGGGUCCUCAGUGGUGGCUUUGAGCCUAGGUAUAAUUCCCAUCCACUCCCUUUCAGUGGCUCCCCAUAUUUCACCUUCCCCAUUCUCAUUCAUCUAACCAACGUAGAAGAGAGAGAGAAGGAAGGCAAGAGAGAGAAACAGACUCUGAAUGAGAAUAAAUUUCCAUAGGGGAGAGUGCAGCACGUAAGUUAUUUCAAGACCUCAUGUUACUGCAUUCCUGGAAAAGUUAAGUAGGCAGCUGAAUGUUCUGCUCUUCCCAAAAGAAGCUGGGCAUUCAAGUCUUAUAGGAAAAUGAAAAUUCAUAGGAAAAAAACCCUGGUAUUAAUGGGAAAAUUAUAUAAUGAUUUACAUAAUUGUGUAUCAUAUAAUUACAGAUAAUCAUAUUACAGUCAUUGGCCCUCAUGAACACAAUGGCCACAUUUGAUUUUUACUUCUCUCUUUUUAGAUCUUCACAGAAUUCUAAGUCACUUCAAAUGUUGAAACAUAGCUUAAUAAUCAAUGGUAUAAACCUUGGAGCAUUUAUUGUAGCAAUGCUCUGUUGUGUUUGAUAACAUAAACAAGCAAGAUGGUCUUUUUCUGCAAUAAAAUAGAACAGAUCCUGGAAUGUAUCUGAUUGAAUUUGGCCAGCCCAAACCAUAGCCUCAACAAGCUUGGGGCAGAAUCUUGAACUAGAUGCUCCAGAACAAGUUGAGAAAAAUGUACAGGAAACAAUGAACCUAACCAACAGCCAGUCAUCACCACAUGCAAUUAUGUUCCUUUUCAGUACAUGCAUAAUGUUAAGUGGAAAAAAAUCUCAAGAAAAUAUGCUAGAGAUAUGUUCUUUCAGGUAGAUAUUUAUAUUACAAAUGUGUGUGUGGAAGGUUACCAUAAAACUACAUUUUACUUCUUUUUCACAUAUGAUCAUUAAGUCAGUGUUGAAAAUUCUAAUGCCUAACUGAAUAUAAUGUAUGGACUUUGCCUACACUCUAAUUCAAAAAAAUCCAUACAAAGGAACAGUUUCAGAGGCAUGAGAAAUUUGAAGUAGACUGGGUAUUACAUGUCCCCAAGGGAUUAUUAACAAUUAACUCCACUGUCAAUUAUUGUUCAUUACAAUUUGUUACUUUUAGGUGUGAUUAUGAUGCAAUGGUCAUGUCAGAAGGUGUCUAUACUUUUAAAAUAUACAUACUAAUGUAUGCCAGGGUGGAAUGAUAUCUCAGCUAAGGAAAAACAAAGCUAAACAAAGCUAAUGUGGCAAUUAUUGAACUUGGGUAAUGUACUUAAGCAAAGUCAUGUAUUUUCACAGUUUUAUAUAACUUUGAAAUUACUCAUAAUUUUUAAAACAUUUAAAAAGCAUUCUGUUGUCUAGAAACACCCUCAAAAUGGCUCUAUGGACAGGCAAGGGGCAAAAAUUGUAAUCUUUUUAAAAUGAAGUACAAAUUAAUGAAAUUGACAUUUUUUGGGUCUAUUCUUUUAUAUAGCUAUUCACAAUUCCAUCCAAUUUAAGAACAUUUUUAAAUGAAGACCCUGCUAAAAUUCUGUACCCAGUAAUGACUCAUAAUGCUUUAUUCCAAAGCAACAAAAUGCAUGUGCCCAAAAGACAUGUAAAAACAAGGGUGCCUUGCACAAAAAGCAGCUUUUUCCCUGAGACAAAUAUCUAAAACUCACGAUAUACUUUUCUAUCUCAAAGAUUUUUAAAAAUUAUUUUCUUUCUUUAGAGAAAACUGUAUCAUGAGCACACAGCUCAGCAAAAAUUCUGCAAAUAAUGCAUAGGUAAAAGAUAAGAGUACUUUCUCCCAGCCAAAAGGACUAACAGGGAAAAAUGAACAUUUCCAAAAGCAUUUGGAACCGUAUUCCAGCUACCUCUUUGCUCAGCUCUCUUUUGCCUCCCAAAAUAAGUCACUUAACUGUCUGUCAAAACAACUCUUGCCCAUUUCUACCUGAUCACAUUCCAGAGCUGCAGUUUCUCCUGGAUUCGCUUCACAAUGACAAGCUGCUCAAACAGACAGCACCUAUCAAACCGAAUAUGAUCAUCUGCUCCUUCCUUUUUUCCUUUUAGGGCAUACUGCUGUCCAUCAGGAGAAGUAAUUAAUGGGUUUAUUAUGUAUGAAAGCAUCAUCCCAUCAGUUUGCUGUCUGGUUUGAAUAGCUCAUAUCAGCUCUUCAUUCAUGCCAAGUAUGCUCACUGUCCGGAGAUAUGAUAAAGCCGUACCUCCUUCGGAUUUUUCCCUCACCAUUCACAAAACAGUGUACCAGGACUAUGUGUCUCAGAGGCACAAGGAGGACAGAAGAAGAAAUCCCUUCAUCCUCGACAGAAAGGAAGCUAAUGGACUGAAAAGUUGGUAAAGGGAAAAGCGAGGGAAGCAAGAGAGUGUAAGAGAACAUCCAUCCGUGCUUCAGCAGUCCGGAUAAUUUUUUCAAAGCACCGUGGUUUGGGAGCAUGUGUCAUUCUGAAAUAUGGACAGCAGAACUUUUCUAGAAGAUAAGAUGGCUAUAGAAAGAACCAGGAUUUCUCACUGCUGAAACAGUCAAUGAAUUUUUAAUAAGUUCUGAACAUUCAAGUCGUCUGUGGUCGAUCAACUGCUGUUGUCAGAUAAAGAAAGGCAAAAUUCACUUCUAUCUCUAUAAUCCUAUCCAAAUGGAAUCUCCAUCUAUUGCCUGCUGUCUGGACUAAUGCUACAGGAUCACCAGGAAUACAGAUAGACAGACACUGCAAGAAAUAAAACACAGUGGUGAAAGACGAAAGGGAAGUAGAGAAGGCAUUUCAGGUACUGAAGCUUACUAUUUCCAGCCAGAGUUCAAAUUACUGAGCUUCAAACCAACAACUGUCAGAAGUUGGCCAAGGAGAGGUGAGACAAGAGAACAGUCUAGUCCUACAACUUAAUCCUUGCACCAAGAUGGAAGGGGAAUCUUACCACAAUGCAACCACUGUCAAUGGCACCCCAGUGAAUCACCAGCCUCUGGAGCGUCACGGGCUGUGGGAAGUCAUCACCAUUGCUGCCGUGACUGCCGUGGUAAGCCUGAUCACCAUUGUGGGCAAUGUCUUAGUCAUGAUCUCCUUCCAAGUGAACAGUCAGCUGAAGACGGUUAACAACUAUUACCUGCUCAGCUUAGCCUGUGCAGACCUCAUCAUUGGGAUCUUCUCCAUGAACCUCUACACCACCUAUAUCCUCAUGGGACGCUGGGCUCUCGGGAGUCUGGCUUGUGACCUUUGGCUUGCACUGGACUACGUGGCUAGCAAUGCUUCCGUCAUGAACCUCCUGGUGAUCAGUUUUGACCGUUACUUUUCUAUCACAAGACCCCUGACCUAUCGGGCCAAGCGCACGCCCAGAAGGGCUGGCAUCAUGAUUGGCUUGGCCUGGCUGGUCUCCUUCAUCCUCUGGGCCCCAGCAAUCCUCUGCUGGCAGUACCUGGUUGGGCAGCGGACAGUACCAGCAGAUGAGUGCCAGAUUCAGUUCCUCUCAGAGCCCACCAUCACUUUUGGCACUGCCAUUGCUGCCUUCUACAUCCCUGUUUCUGUCAUGACGAUCCUCUACUGCCGAAUCUACCGGGAAACAGAGAAGCGGACCAAGGACCUGGCUGACCUCCAGGGUUCUGACUCCAUGGCCAGAGCCGAGAAGAGAAAGCCAGCCCACAAAGCCCUGCUCAGGUCCUGCCUCAGCUGCCCUCAACCCACACUGGCCCAGAGAGGAAGGAACCAAGCCUCGUGGUCAUCCUCCCACAGGAGCACCUCCACCCCUGGGAAGCCAUCCCAAGCCAGUGGCCCAAGCCCAGAGUGGGCGAAAGCUGAGCUGCUCACAACCUGCAGCAGCUAUGCCUCCUCAGAGGAUGAGGACAAGCCCACCACUGACCCUGUCUUCCAGCUGGUCUAUGAGACUCAAGGCAAGGAAAGCCCCAGGGAAGAAUGCCAUGCUAAAGAGACCAAGGAAACUUUUGUGAAAGCUCUAACUGCAAAAAACAACUAUGACGCCCAGAAAUGCUUCCUGUCUCCAACUGCUGCUCACAGACCCAAGAAUAAAAAGUGUGGGGCCUAUAAGUGCCGAUUAGUGGUAAAGGCUGAUGGGACCCAGAAGACCAACAAUGGCUGUCACAAGGUGAAAAUCAUGCCCUGCUCCUUCCCAGUGUCCAAGGACUCUUCCCCAAAAGGCCUUGAUCCCAACCUCAGCCACCAAAUGACCAAACGGAAGAGAAUGGUCCUGGUCAAGGAGAGGAAAGCAGCCCAGACCCUGAGCGCCAUUCUCCUGGCCUUCAUCAUCACGUGGACUCCAUAUAACAUCAUGGUCCUGGUCUCCACCUUCUGUGACAAAUGUGUUCCGGUCACCUUGUGGCACUUGGGUUACUGGUUGUGCUAUGUCAACAGCACUGUUAACCCCAUUUGCUAUGCCCUCUGCAACAAAACCUUCAGGAAGACCUUUAAGAUGCUGCUGCUUUGCAGAUGGAAAAAGAAAAAAGUAGAAGAAAAGUUGUACUGGCAGGGGAACAGCAAGCUCCCCUGAAAAGUAAACAACUCCCCUCAAAAGAAUGGCCAUAAUCGGCUUCCUCUAAAGAUGGAUGAGCUGAUUCUCGUUUAUUUAAUUUCAAAAAAGACAUCUUCCAGGUUGAGCCUCUGAAGGCUUCAUAAAGGCCUGAGGUCUGUUGCCAAAAAGGAGUCACAGCUGCCACAAUCACUGCCAUGUUGAAUGAUUCCUGACUAUGACCAAGGCUGCCUGACACCAGCGGAGUUCGCCGCUGAGGUGCAGAGACAGACUCAUGGCCUUUCACAGGAGCAGGCAGGCUGGGCCACCAGGAGCAAUGACUUAGACAGCUUAUGCCUGACCUUCUGGCAGAGCAGCAGAGACUGGGUGGAAAGCUUUCUCUGUGGAAACCUGUCACAGAGUUUUGUGCAAUAUGUAUGUGUUAUGAAGUCAUCUUGUGCCAAUGAGAACCAGAAGACUGUCAGUGUCACCUGCUAACAAAAGUGACAUUCAAAUGGCUUCUAAGACUCCAUUUCUUUAUCAACUCAUCAGUAUUUAUUACACAGCUAUUAUGUGUUCUGUACCAUGGUAUGUUUUCCUGUCCCUACAUCUGAGUAAAGAUCUUGCUUCUCCCUUUCCCGGCUGAUGCCAGUUCCUGGCACCCAGUGAAACCAUCCUGGCCUCCACAGAGCCAGCCUUCCUCUCGGAAUCCUGGCUCUGGAAGGACUGAUCACACCAAUCCUUUAAAGGGGUCUCUGUUCUGCUAAUAAGAUGACCAAGUCUCCUUGGCCAGUUAUUUUAGUUUUUACCAGUAGGUAUUUUUCCUUUUACCUAAACAAAUAUCACAUAUUCUAUUUCAUGCCAAUUAGACCCAUUUAGUCAUGCUCUGUUCUGAGAUGACUAGUUGUAUAAUAGCCCUUCACUGCAUUAAGAUAUUCUCCAAGUUACUCAGUCACGGUUCUCUUAAAUUGUUUUUAGAGGUCUUUCCUCUUCAAAAGUCAAACCUGAGGCAAAAUGUAGAAAACAAAUUUGGUUUCACUCUGUGCUUUCAAACUUUCUCCAGAGCUCUUUUGUAGGCCCCCAAUUUCCCUCAUCCAGACCCCAGUUCACAUUCAGACACAAGCAGGUCACUGUGCUGCCUUGAGUCAGAAGUACUACUUGGAGGGAUGGUCUGGGAAAGGCUUUCUUUUUUUUUUAAGUUCCUUCAAAUCAUGGCUCAGAAAUGACUUAUUCAUUCCUCUCAAUUUACCAUCAAAGAUGAGAAGCCCAUAAAAGUACAGUUGAGGCCCAGCGAAGCAGGCUAUAAUCACUAAAAAUGAAAGUCUCAUCUUUAAAAACAAAAUGUAAGUCACAAUAAUGUACAAAAAUAAAAGUUAUCAACAUGACACACUUUAGAGUAUCAGAAUGACAAAAAAAACUAACUUAAUUGGAAUCUAUGUAAGAACUAUUGAAUCUAAGAUUUUUUUGAUAAUUCUGAAAAUAAAUCAACGUGCAAGAAAUUGAACCUUUAAUGGUGCCUACAGCUAACGAGGGAGCACAAGGAAAGCAGUGUAGCACACAACCAGAAUUUUAAACAUGAAGCGCCCCUGUCAGUGAGCUCAUUAUUUAACUUGUUGAUUACAUCUGUGGUGGUUUAAAAAUCUCCAGACUUUAUUUCAUUUAAUACAGGCCAGUUCUUUUUCAGCCUCAUUCACUAAGGGGAUGUAAAAAUAGCUGAAUUAGUUGUCCUGGGAAUUAGGUAUGUACUUGUGUAUAGGAGAGCUUCAAUCUACCACUGAAAAGCAAAUCAGCCUCUUACAUGAAGCCCAAAGAGGGCUUUAGGGCAGUAGAACCCAGGCAGGACAAAGCUGGUACAUCGAGGCUUCUCCUCCAGCUCUGUGGGGACUUGAUGUUGAGAUUAAACACUUAGAAGUAACAUAGUUGUUGAGCCUUUAUGAAGGGCAGGUUGACACCUGCCAGAAAUUUGGUAGAGAAUAUUAAUUGGCUCAGUUCUCCAGGACAGAGGCUCCCAGGCCUAUGUGAUGCCAACAGGGUGUGAUUUCAGAGCAAACCUGUUCCACCAGCUCUAGAUAUGCAGUUGAUUCUUUUAGGUCAAGGCUUUGAUUUCUGAAAAAAAUGAAAAUCCCUCCAAGAAUGGCACUUUGGGCCUACGGUGGGCAUUCACCGUUCACCGUAGAGAAACAAGCUAAUUCAAACAAAAGAACACAGAACAGGGUGGGGGCAGGGUGGGGCAAGGGGUUAGGAGCACACUUUCACACUCUAUAAUUGCCUAGGAAUUAGCCUUUUUUGUCCAUCACCUUGUGAAAUUGAGAGCCCUAUGCUUCCUUCCUUAUCACUGGUUUGGGAAGCACUUGUUUUUGCAGACUACCUAUGAGCCUUGAAAUAGAUGAGGGAAAAAAAGCCCCAAACUACUAGAAGAAACUGGACUUCUUUAGAAUAGGAACCUCAGAAUUAGCAGAUCCUAUUGUAAACUACAGGGGCCGCAGGCGGGUGGGUGGGAUGUGGGCUGACUUUAAAUCCAGAGCCUUCUAUGCCCCCAGUCUCCCAAGGUCUGUCUAUGGUAAACUAUGCACAGCCAUGACUGGUUACCUAUUGGCUGCUAUGUUGCUAAUGUUGUGGUUUGUUUCUUCUUGGCUGUGAAUUUGAAGGCUUGUCGAGGAAUCUGUUAUCAGUGCAACUUUUGGUUAAAGCAUUUUGUCACUAUUCCUGACUUCUGCUUUGCUUGGUGAAUGUCCUUUCAGACUGAUGCUGGUGUUUGCCCCUUUGUAAUUGUGAAAUCUGUACCUAAUCUCUGGAUUGGAAUGUAGUUAUCUACUGUAAAUACUGGAAUUACAACAAUGGACAUGAGGGCUGGAUGCUUUUCUGUACCAUACCAGCAUUAUUCUGGAUAUUAAAGAACUUUAACCACACAAUAGUCCAGUGUGAAGCAUUUUUUUAAAAUGGUCUCAGGUUAGCUUGAUAGAUCCGUCUAUAUUAGAUAGAGAUCCCACACACUUUUGCAUGACCUGGCUAUUUAAGAAGGGAAGAGUUGAUGCAUAAUAUGGAUACAUAUCUUUCUUGCUUCCUUUGUGAUUUCCCCCUUUCCUCUCAGUUUCCAAUGAUGAAAUUAAGAUGAAAUAAUGAUGACAAGAUUCCUGUGACUAAAAUGCUUCCCUUUCCCUCCAGAACAAGGGAGGUGCGGCAGACCUCAAACCACAGCCCUUCAGCCAGAACAGGGCCUGCAACAAAGCAGAAAAGCAGCAUUUCCUCCUCAGCUGCUCAGAGCUAGUCAUUUCAUCCCCAUUGUACGUGAUGCCAAUUCCCAUAUCUCCCAUGCCAUUUCCCUGGUAAAUUUUCAAUUAAACUCUUGCCCAAUAAGGACUCCAGAUUCUGAGUAGGAGGGAGAAGGGAAAAAAGAUUUUUUAAGUAUCAGGGAAGGAGCAAGAAGAAAUUAAAAAUAAAUGCAAAUUAUGAUUAACACACAUAAUUUAGGGGGGUCACAGGGCAGGCAGUAUAGCACAGAGAAGACAAGCAGUGGCUCUAUAGCAUCUUACUACACUGAUGGACAAUAACUGCAAUGGGGUGUCAGGGGGGACUUGAUAAUAUGGGUGAAUGUAGUAACCAUAAUAUUGCUCAUGUGAAACCUUCCUAAGAUUGUAUAUCAAUGAUACUUUAAUAAAAAGUACGCAAGAAUUUUUUUCAGAAUAACUUUGGAGAAAAGCUGCAAGAGAAGUACAAAAAACUCCUAUACACAACACCCACCUUCCCCAAUUGUUAACAUUUUGCCACAUCUGUGCUCUAUGCAUGUGUACACACAUAUUUUUUCUAAGUUAUUUGGAGUAAAUGGCAGACAUUGUGUACACUGACCUAUAAAUACUUCAAUGAGUCUUUCUUAGGAACAAGAUUAUCUUACAUAAUCACAAUACAAAUUUUUAAAAAUCAAGAAAUUUAACAUUGCUACAGUAUUACUAUGUAAUAUAGUCAAUACUCAAAUUUUACUUGUGUCCAAAUGAUGGUCAUUAUAGGAAUUUCUUUUCCAGUUCAGGAUCUAAUCCAGGAACACACAUUGCAUUUAGUUAACUUGUCUCUUUAGACUCCUUCACUCUGGAAGAUAUCCUCAGCUUUCCACU
Messenger RNA from Manis pentadactyla (Chinese pangolin), 11046 nucleotides. RefSeq names its product cholinergic receptor muscarinic 5 (gene CHRM5). The transcript has 2 exons. Gene Ontology annotation, molecular function: G protein-coupled serotonin receptor activity; G protein-coupled acetylcholine receptor activity. The coding region runs from base 5381 to 6979 and encodes 532 amino acids. Gene Ontology annotation, cellular component: plasma membrane; synapse; dendrite. Gene Ontology annotation, biological process: adenylate cyclase-inhibiting G protein-coupled acetylcholine receptor signaling pathway; G protein-coupled receptor signaling pathway, coupled to cyclic nucleotide second messenger; chemical synaptic transmission. The record is from RefSeq and is a predicted model, not a curated record. Lineage: Eukaryota; Metazoa; Chordata; Mammalia; Pholidota; Manidae.